Messenger RNA from Drosophila subpulchrella, 1582 nucleotides. RefSeq lists its product as uncharacterized. The transcript has 2 exons. NCBI's taxonomy places the organism in Eukaryota, Metazoa, Arthropoda, Insecta, Diptera, Drosophilidae. The record is from RefSeq and is a predicted model, not a curated record. Bases 130 to 1392 code for a protein of 420 amino acids.
CAUCAAAGUAGCUCUCAGUUGAGUUUUCCAAUUUUCGAAACCACAUUCGCUUUGUCAAAAUUGUAAAGAGUUUAAGCGAACUUUCGGAUUCGUUUGGCAUUGUGGUGCAAGUGAAAAUCGCAGCCGGAGAUGGACACGCCAGUUCCGAUGGCGAUGGUACCCACCAGCCUCAAUCCAAUGCUCGUCCAACGAUCAAUGCCGGCGACCGUGGCCAGACCCAGUCAAUCCAGGACAAAAUCACCGGAUAACGAGGCGAUGGAUACCGUUUUGGUCUUUAAAAGCAAGGAAAAGGUGGCUCCGCCGGCAUCAACCUGGUUGAUUACCCUCCAGCGGCUAAUGGAUGAGGUUCGGGAGGCACUGCGAGGACAACCGCAUGCCAGUGACAUUCGUCUACUGAUCUUUACGGCGGCGGCCAGUAGCCAGGAUCACGAGCGGACCCUCAUCCCGGUGCCGCCGCAAUUCCAGGCCAAGCCCGGCUCUGGCUGUCAAGUGGAUCGACUGCGUCGCUCCGUCGCCGACAAUUGGCCAUCGUGUCGCCUCAUGCUGGACAGCCCCAGUGCCGACGAGCAGUAUGCCGAUUUGACAACCGAUGAUGUGGAGGCCCUACACUUGCUGCACUGGCUCCUGGUGGCCACGCCCUCAUCGCCCACUUUGCGUCGCAUGUCGGGAUUGCAUUUGCGACGACUCUGCCGGGUCUUGGGAUUGGCACGUCCCACCUUGGAGCCCGGUCAUCUGCUGAGCAUCAGCUAUGAAAAGGAUAAACAGGGGCGAUGGGAGGCUCCAAGUGCCAAGCCCAGUUAUGCCUUUCUGGGCUUGCCAUUCAAGUAUCUGUAUCGUUUCCUGGCCACUGGCAGCCUGGAGCAUCCACCAGGUGUACCCAUCCGUUUGUAUGCCCAACCGGAAACGGCUUUGGUUCACUGCGAAGAGGUGGAUUUGCCAUCACUGCCGCCGCCGCCGCCGCCGCCGCCGGAGGAGGAGGAGCCGAAAGUCCAGGCACAGGCGGAGGAGCAGCCCUCGCCCUCCCGAUCCUCUCCGGGUGAGGAGAAGUCGGAGAACCCACUGUGCUGGCGGAACUCCAUCCUGACUUCACCGCAAAGGGCUCUGGUGAUUUGCCAAUUGCCACCGGAGUUGGACGAGUCCAUUGCCCAUUCGCCGGAGAAGCACUUCUUGGAGUACUUUGUCCAGGAAUCGGUGGGCCUGAGGCCCUGCUAUCUGCUCCUCUUCGACGAGUCGGUGGCCGCCAAAAUAAUGUACGCCUGGCCGGGCAGACGCAUCGAGGUGGAGAACACUGGUCCUUCGCUGGCCCAGAGAUCCCGUGCCAGGAUUUUGGGAUGGGCAAGGCAUGUGGGAGACAAGUGGGGAGCCUUCAAGCGGGCCCUAGCCGCCCUAUAGCUCCCAUCUAUAUGAAUAUUUAUAAUACAGACUAUGGGAAUACUUGGGAUUUAAGACUGUUUUUAGAUUUCUGGCUGGAUCCUUGAUCUCGGCCAGGUAAAGUCCCGGAGACGAUGACUCCAGCGACCUGGAGCUACUUGAUGUUUCGAUUUUUCUUUAUCAAUUGUUAAUAAAUAUGUGGCUAAAUUCA